CUACAAACCGUUUCCAUGGCAACCCGGUCACAAGUUUCCAAACAGAGUCAGUCCUCCACACACACACACACACACACACACACACACACUCACAGCAGUUUGUUUGUUUCUGUGCUUCCAACAUGUUUUCAGAGUGUAAUAAAUGGCCAGAUCUCCCAGAUCCCAGGACUGUCCCCAACCAUGGACAGUCUCCCUGAUGACAGGGCCCGAGGGCGAAGGGUCGGAGUCCUGGAGAGUGACUCUGACUAUAUCAAACUUGCAAAACAAGGAGGCCACAAAGGACUUCUGUGGCACGAGGAAAACAUUGAUGGAACAGUUACUGCUAAAGUGAAUUCAUACAAAGCACCAGACUGGUUCAACGCUGCAUCAGAUGACGACAGCAAACCGAGUCUAAUUAACAGUGAUGUGAAGAAAAGCCCCAGAGCUUUUCAACCACGAGAGCCCCCCUUUGGGACUGACAAUAUGUCAUCCUGGGAGAGAGAUGAUAGCAGCACCGAUGGCAAAGAGAAGAACAACAAUGUUCCUGACAGCCCGAUGGAGAAAUUGCAGUCAUUCGAUAAAUAUCUUCAGACCAGCAAAUUCAGGAGAGUAGUACAUGACAAGAAACCAGCUCCUGUCGACAUGUCUAAGCUGUUGAGCUUUGGUUAUGCAGACGGUGACAAACCAAUAGCAAGCACUGAUUUGUCAAAUUAGAAGACUGCCAGUGCGUGGGAAAAAGGAUGUACAAACUCAAAUGCUUCCAA
Molecule: messenger RNA, 743 nt
Organism: Larimichthys crocea (large yellow croaker)
Lineage: Eukaryota; Metazoa; Chordata; Actinopteri; Sciaenidae
Exons: 7
Coding region: 16-693 (225 amino acids)
Source: RefSeq, a predicted model, not a curated record